This is a messenger RNA of Branchiostoma floridae (Florida lancelet), 1213 nucleotides long. RefSeq lists its product as uncharacterized. The transcript has 4 exons. The record is from RefSeq and is a predicted model, not a curated record. Bases 416 to 1186 code for a protein of 256 amino acids. Lineage: Eukaryota; Metazoa; Chordata; Leptocardii; Amphioxiformes; Branchiostomatidae.
ACGACUAGGAUACCAGGAUAGCUCAGCAAGGGGUGAGGCCGUGUUCCAGUCGUGCUCGUGCUAAAACUCAGUAUUUCAGCAGUCAGACUGCGUGUUAACCGUCAAAAAGCGCCUCAAAUAUUGUUUAGACAUUGUUGUAACUACCACAAACAUGGGACCGGGUUAGGUUGGUAAGAAUCCGAGUUAUCGGCGUCAAAAGGACGACCUUUGACGUGAGAGCUUCUGUCUGAGGAGCCGCCAUAUUGAAACUGCAGCUGUUGACACACUGGAUAGUCGACAGACAGAAACAAGCCUUAACAGUGAUGACAGACUGAACUUAAGAAGAUUUCAGCACGACAGAGACUUGGGAACACACCAUACAUCCUUCUACAGCUCAGCAGUUUCUGGUUAAAUUUAUGACCCCAACUUAAUCACCAUGGCAUACAGAAGAUUACUUGAACUUCAGGAGUCCCAUCAGUCAUACCGCGCCCCCACCCCUCCCCCCAACGCUGACACAGUCGAUCAGGCACUACUGGCUCUGGAGCGACAAACAUGCAGCCUUCAGCAGCAGGCAAGUCAGGACCAAGAAGUCGGGCGCCACAGACCUCAGAGACCUCCUGUUAACAACAAGAACAGGUACGCAAGAUCAUCCCCAACAAAAGAGGAGCGGUAUAGAGCCUUGGACCAGCACGCAGAGAGACUGUACCACCACAAACUGAAGACCCAGAUGUUUGGGGAGGACCUCAGCGCCUCCAAGCUGCCGCCCAAGAAGCGAGGUAAGAAAGUACGAGCACAGGAGAAGCUGCACCAACUCGAGCAGGAGCGCCACAACGCCGUACCCUUCAACGAAGAUCACCAGCAGGUCCGAAUGGCCCGCACCACGGCUAUGUUUGGUGAGGACUUAUCUAAGAAGGCCUCAACCUGUAGGAUGCCCGCACAGCCUAGCCUGGUUGGAGUACAGACCUCAGAGGGGAUGGUGGGAGAGGAGAGGAUGCGGUGCCGGAUGUAUCCUGACAAAGAUGAAGAGACCGUCUACGUAACGCUGGAAGAGCGCCGCCCUCACAGACGGAAGCAAGCAGCAUCCAAGGACUCGGAGAAGACUACCACCAAGCUGCCUUCCCUGACUCCACAGCACCACAGUCUGACUGGAAAGAGAACUGCAGCAGGCAGCACCAUCUCUGACCUUCCCUCAGUAAGUUUUAGUUGAAUGAUCUUUUUGAAAUUUACAGUUAAC